AUGCAGUUCCUUCAACUUUUGCCACUGGCAUUCAUCAGUUCGGUCUUGGCUGACGAGGCCAGCCUAGCCCAAAUUGAAAGUGCCUUGUCUGCUAUUUCUGUGACCAACAUCGAAGAUGCAUCUGUUCGACAGAAGACUAGCCUUGGACCUUUGGAGGCUUACGCCUUUUCAUACUUUACGGGAAAUUCUCUCUCAGGCGAGAAUAUCUUCUUCGCUUCAAGCAACGGGAACAAUGCCCUCGACUGGAAGGAACUUAAUGGCGGCCAACCAGUCCUCAAGUCCACGCUCGGCACUAAAGGUCUACGGGAUCCUUUCAUCAUUCGCUCUCCCGAGGGAGAUACCUUUUACCUGAUCGCCACCGACCUCUCUAUUGGCAGUGGCACCUCCUGGGGAGCAGCAGUCCGACAAGGUAGUCUCUACCUCGAAGUAUGGGAGUCUCAUGACUUGGUUAACUGGUCCGAACAACGCCAUGUCAAGGUCUCACCUGAUAAUGCUGGCAACACCUGGGCACCUGAGGCAUUUUGGGAUUCUGAGCAACAAGCCUUUGUCGUUUUCUGGGCAUCGUCACUGUACGCUGAUGAUGAUCCCAAGCAUGAGGGAAGCUCCUAUCACCGCAUGCUGUACUCUCUCACUCGCGACUUCGUUACCUUUUCGAAGGCAGAGAUCUGGCAGGAUACUGGCGAUUCUCGGAUUGAUACAACCGUCAUCAAGUCCGGAGAUACCCUCUACCGCUUCACUAAGGACGAAGGAGCUGUCACUGGAUGCACGGAUAUCAUUCAAGAAAAGUCCACCUCACUUCUCGCACCUGAUGAUGAAUGGACGACCCUGGCCAGUUGCAUUGGAGCCAAGGCUGGAACCAAAGCCAUCGAGGGCCCCACUGCAUUCAAAUCAAACCCAGGCGAUGCCAACGGGGAAAAGUUCUACCUGUUCGUUGACGAGUACGGUGGCCGUGGUUACAUCCCUCUUGAGACUGCUGAUAUCGACAAUCCGAACUGGAAGGUUUCGAGUAGCUACAAGCUUCCUACUAGCCCUCGUCAUGGCACGGUUAUUCCCAUCACCGCGAAGGAGCGCGAAGCACUCGAAAGUGCCUUGGGCGCAUAG
Messenger RNA from Fusarium vanettenii 77-13-4, 1101 nucleotides. RefSeq lists its product as uncharacterized. The transcript has 2 exons. The record is from RefSeq and is a predicted model, not a curated record. NCBI's taxonomy places the organism in Eukaryota, Fungi, Ascomycota, Sordariomycetes, Hypocreales, Nectriaceae. Bases 1 to 1101 code for a protein of 366 amino acids.